AAAAAAGUAACAGAAAUCAUACAGGAAGUCUUCCCAGUGUAGCCUCAUAAAGGAUUGUGUUUUAUUUCUCCACUGUUUCAUCUUAUCUUUCUCAGAGGAGCUGUUUUCGUGCAGAAAAGAUUAUGGGUGGCUUCACCCCAUAAAUUUAAAAAGCUUCUUAAGAAAAAGGAUAGGGUGGAAAGUGCAAAGUGGCUGAGCACACUGCAAGUCCAGCUGCAGUGGACAGCAGCCCUAAUGCUGAUAGGUUUCCCACUGCACAGCAGGCAUGCAGCCCUUGCUCAGCUCCCUGCACACCAAAGGCACUCCCUGUAACCCACUAAUGUAACUGCCAUCAGCUUCUUGCAGUAUUCAUGCCUUGAUUUCUGAAGAUUCAUGAGCUUUUUCAUCAUACUAGAGGUAAUCUAAACCCAUUCUGCUCAAUAUACAGAAGUCUGGUUACUGUAUUUCAAAAUUGUCAAGUAAACAGAGAGUGAAUGGAAAUGUCUUUUUUGUGUAGCUUUAGUCACAAGAGGAUUAAAAUUGUGGAUGAAAUAUUUUUGUUUUUACAGUUGUGCUUAGGAUCUCUAGUGAUUUCCACGGAAACUCCAGUGUUGAUGAAUUAUUAGUCUUCAGAGGUUAUUGCUUCUGUCUUUUUUCACCUACUCACAAAAAGGUUUGACUCAGCACUGCAUAUAUUAGCAAUGUGGAUGUCUCCCCUAGUAAAAUAAAAAAAAUACCUAGACGAUACAAUUGCAAAAUAAAGAACUAGUUUUUAAAGCAACAUGUAUUUAUUUUAGGGAGGAAGUAUGAGUUUCCCAGGAUCUACAGGGACAGAGAUUGUACAAGCAAUCCAGAAUUUAACUCGUCUUUUGUACAGCAUACAGGCAGCAUUAGCUAUCCAGGACAGCCACAGAGAGCUCCAUAGGUUACUCCUGCAAGAGAAUGAGAAGACCAGUCGUAGCCAUAGUUCUUGGAUACCUCUCUUCCUGGAACCAGAAAAAUACCGUAAUUCAGAAAAACAAAGGGAGGAGCUGGCAAACAUCAACAAACUCCAGCAGCAGUUCCAGCAAGAGCAGCAGCGCUGGCUGCGUGAAUGUGAGCAGUGGCAGCAAGAGCAGGAGGUGAGGGCAGGCCUGUUAGAGCAACGGGAGCAGGCCUGCAGCUGCCAGGAGGAGCUGCUGGAGAAGAGCCGCCAGGGGCUUGCACUGCAGUUGCAGGAGUUCCAACAAAGUCUGGAGAGGUUGCAGGAAGGGCAAAAAGUGUUGGAGAAAAAAAGGGACAGUAUCAAAGUGCAGAAGAAACUCCUCUGGCACUGGAAGCAUGGUCUCCAAAGCAACCUGCUGCUGCCCACAGGGAGCCGUGAGAUAAUGGGACACGAUCAGUUGGAUAGCUUACAUGAUGAAAAUGCGUUCUACUUAAAUGAAGCUGUAGUACGCGUGUCUCUAAGUGGCCUCAACAGAUCAGAUUCUUCUCUUAUUUAUGAAGAUGUUGUGUAUGGGCUGGGCAUCUCAAACUCGGAUAUGGCAAGGACUUGUGAAAAUCAGGUGGACUUCAGGGUGGAUACUUCUUGUCAACCAGCGUUGACCAAUGAACUGUGGAAAUCCACUGGCCCUUACCAGCAGAUGUCUUUCUCCUGCAAAAGCAACAAGGAUGCUUUUAAUAAUGGUAAUUAAUACCAUAUUUAGUAGUAUGGGCAGAAAGAAUAGUCCUAGGAAGGAAAGCAGCUUGGCAGUAGUGAAAGUAAUCAGUUUUGCUAAAACAGUUGCAUGCCAUUUACAUUCUUGCUGAGUGAAAUUGAGAAAAUCGGUAGAACAAAGCACAAAUAUAGACAGCGUUUGCAAAUAAAUGUAUCCCUAUUCUUUGUUGGCAUAAACCUAUGCUAUCUUAGCAUUGCACUGCAUUGAAAAUUCCCUGAAUUCCCUGUACUUAAAACCAUAUUCAUGAGAAACCCUAAUCUGUUUCUCUCUCUUGUCACACUGAAUCUAGUUUUGAUCUUUUAUGGCCUCUUCAUUCAUUAUGAUGAAAGUUGUAGAAAGGCAUGUAAAAACACAGUAUCUAGAAAUCAUUAAAGACAAUGGUAUGCUUUUGGUGUAGUAGCUGAAAUGAUCUGAUGGGUUUUUCAUGCACAACCAAGAGAUUGAGGUGGCACAUGGCAAAUCAAAACUGCAGCUGACUUGCCCCCAUCUUUCUGAGCUGGCAGCAUGGGAUGACUUCUGUCCCUAUGCAAGCUGCACACUAAUUAGGUCACAGCAAAGAUCAAUGGACAGCAGAACUAAGUAGGAUCAGAAGUUAAAAACGUAUGCAGGUGCAGUGGCUCUAGUACUCUUCGGUCAAACACACUGGAAAGUCCUUGGUUAAAGAACUUGCUCCUUAGUACUCCUUGUAAAGAAUUAAGCAGGCAUUCACCACAGCCUUACUAUAACAUCAUUCUUAGUAUACAGAUUGCCAGAAAAGCAUUUCGUAUUCAAAGCUGACUAUUGUCAUCACCACAAUCAGCAAACAAAGCUGAUUAGUAAAAGAGAUGAGUAUUUCUAAAAAUGCUUAAAUAAGUAGUGUGGAGAAACUUGUUCUAGUUUGAAUGAAGCUGUCAUUUUAGUAACAAGUUAGCUUAGCUAGUCCAAAUUUGAAAGGGAGCGCAUAUGUGGGUUUAAACCUCCCAAAAGUAGAUUAGCUUGCACUGGCAAGUGUUCAGAUGCAAGUUAACCAGGAUACUCUGUACAUUAAGCCCACAUGAGAGUGUCUAGUUUAAUUAAACUGCAGUUGCAUUGGUGUAAUUGCACUGAUUCUCAGAUUAGCUGGUGGUGCUUCUCAGCGUAAAGAUGCCCUUCUGGUAACAGGGCACCAGUGUAGCCCCAGCAGCCUGGGGAGCAGUGCUGGCUACGCACCUGCCUGAAAGGGAGGAGCAGCAAGCUAGCAGAAAUCUCUCUGGCAAAGUCAGGUCUGUAAAACCUGCAGCUGCUGCCUUCGCUGAGUCACAGAGAGAGCACCAUUGGCAAAGCAGCACAGCAAAUUCUUGUGGCAUCUUGGUGGUGCAGGUUGUGUUGUGAAGCCCCGGUGCUUCAGCAGGAAAGAAGGGAGCCUGCCCACUGAGGGAUGCACCAUCACAUUCCACAUUCCACUUUUGUGACUUGGAGGUUGACAAGUAUGUCAUGCGGUGCGUGAGUCUGCAUGAUUCAAACUUGCUUCUGUCAUGCAUCUGGAGCUGCCAUAUAGGGAGCAGGGAAUGAGAACGCUGAGCUUCCUCCUGAAUGACAGAUGGCAAGCUCUGUACAUGGAAGUGAAGUAAAUCACUCAUUUCUAAGCAAUAGGAAUCAAGCUGAAUAGUGUAAACAUUUCAUACUAGGAAGCAGAUUCCUUUGUGAUGCUUUUUGGCCAUGCUUUUUCCCCAGAGAGUUUAGCAGAGUUUAAGAAGUGCUUGUGGCUUUUCUUCCUGACUCCUCUGCAGGAUAAAGUCAGCUCUGAUUGCUGUGAAUGGAAGCCAGUAGGGAUACAAUGAGGAAAAAAAACAGAAAGAAUUUUAAAGUUAGUUGAAAUUUUCCACGUUCUGAUGUCAAUAAAAUGUGACAUUUUAUUUUUCUGCAUUUUUCAGCCAGCUCUAUGCAUAUCAUAUUCAUCUUUCCAAAACCAGUCCUAAAUAAGAAGUUAAAAUAGAAUUAAAAAACAACAACUGAGUAUAUCUUACUGAAAAUAGCUGUGUAUGGGAGACAUACAUAUCCAGAUCUUGUAUAUAAUAAUUUUGUGUGCUCAGAACACCAAUUUAAUUUCUUGAUUUUGAUUGACUUCCAUAGAAUUAGUAGGCAUUGUAUAAGAAGUCUGAUCUGCCAAAAAAAUUGUAAAUUAUUUAAUGAAAAACACCACCUGACCGUCGUGUUGAGGGGUUAAUCAUGAUGCAUUCAACUGUAUGUUAAAUACUAUGCAGUUUAAAUGGAAAUAACUACAUUCCUCCAGUGCAUAAUUUUCCAUUCAUAUUUUCUAAGGUAAGACAUGUGUCUUUACAUAGCUAGCAUCAUGAUUAUGUCUGAUUGCUUUAUGUGUAUGGGAGUGAACUUUACUGAAGACCUUGGGGCAAGUUCCCACAAAGCUGAAACUGGCACAAGUACACUCACUAGAAAAGGUGUGUCAGUCAACAGGAGGAAAAUGUGAUUGAAAGAAAAAUGUGUUAAUGCUUUACACUAAUGGUUAUGAAAUUAUCUGCAUGAAAGAAGGCAAGUACUUUGGCUAAUUAGGAAUUGGGGAAGUAUAGGUUUUGUGUCAGAUCAGACUGAGAAUCGAAUAAAUUACAUCUUGCAUUUAAUUGACAUGUCAGGUUAACUAGCUGAAGUCAGUGUCUAAACAUUUACCUAUGGAUUCAGCUCUUUGAUUUCAGGAAUCAAUGCAAUUUUAAUUCUUUUAAGCUAUGAAGUGAAUGACAUCGUAGUAAAUAGU
This is a messenger RNA of Meleagris gallopavo (turkey), 4404 nucleotides long. The record is from RefSeq and is a predicted model, not a curated record. NCBI's taxonomy places the organism in Eukaryota, Metazoa, Chordata, Aves, Galliformes, Phasianidae.